AUGAAAUUCUUUGCUGCAGCCGCAGCACUUGCUGCUGGAGCCAAUGCUCUCACUAUUCGAGGUGAAAGCUGUUGCUUUACUUUGACUGCAUCUGGCGAAACAUCUGGCACUGUCGGUCAACUGAAUGAUGGCCAGAACCGCAUCGGUGGUGGAUUGCCCGCUGCCACAUUCUGUAUUACUCCUGGAGGUACCAUCACUGACAGCAGUGGUCGUGGAUGCAUUCUCACACGAGCUACUGCUGACUCGGGCUUUUCUGUCAGCAGCUCUGGUCAGCUUACCUCCAAUGGAUCUCCCGAUUUUGUCGCUUGUCAAACCGGCGAUAACGGUGCAUUGAAUAUUUACACCAACCCUUCCCCCAGCGAUGUGACUGGCUGUGUCCAUAUCACUCUUUCAGCCGACCAAUGCGCAACUUCUGCAAUUUCUUCAGUACAGUCAAGUACACCAGCAGCGUCUUCUCCCACUGCGUCUGAGACCUCACCUGUUAGCCCCCCUGCUAGUCUCCCGGCAAGCUCUCCCACCAAUCCUUCUGGCCCUGGAAGUCCGCCUGCAAGCUCCCAAGGUAGCCCAUCUGUCGUCGUGGUCACCGCCACGGAGACUGUGUGUACCCCCGGGCCGAGCACCGCUUCUCCCGCCUCAAUUCAGACCAACGCACCCGGGCCAUCAGGUACCAGCGUACCAUGUAGCACUGAUCUCGUCUCUGGCAAUUUCGAAUUUCCUCAUCUCAUUGUGCCUAUAGACUCGUCCUCUCCUGGCACUGCAGGCGGCACUCAGUUCAAAGCUGAAGUAACGUCUACCAUUUCCACUAUUUUCAAUUUUGAUAUCCCGGCGUCUGAUGCUGGAAAGACUUGCACUUUAGUCUUUCAUUUCCCAGAACAGAAGGAUUUGCAAACUUCCUCGUUCACCUUUAGCGGUGAUGGCAAUGUAUACUUUGCUGAGUUAAGCUCCCCUGCUACUCAAACUACGACAUUCAACAAUGCCCCAUCCGUCAAGACGGACUUUGGUGUAACUACCAUUGCGCCAGGAAACUCCUACGUGAUUUCCACUUUCGCUUGUACUUCAGGCGGAGCUGUGGCAUUUGAAUUGAAAGAAGCUGGAACUACCGAUUUUACUUUCUUUGAAGAUUACAAUCCUUCUCCGAUCGGUCUCUUUAUUACCACUUGCUAA
Messenger RNA from Talaromyces amestolkiae, 1164 nucleotides. RefSeq lists its product as uncharacterized. The transcript is spliced from 3 exons. The record is from RefSeq and is a predicted model, not a curated record. Bases 1 to 1164 code for a protein of 387 amino acids. Lineage: Eukaryota; Fungi; Ascomycota; Eurotiomycetes; Eurotiales; Trichocomaceae.